GAACUGAUGCUUUGUCUCGGUGAAACGGCUCUUCAGUUUACAGCUCGACCACAACAAAGAGGCAUCUGGUGCUCUGUGCGUUUAUUUUUUUGCGACGUCCUGGGUUAUUCGGAGCCAAACAUGGCUCUUUAAGUUCUCACUGACCUCCUUGGACACGAAUAGAAGUCGUGCCUUGCUUUAGCAACGCACCCAAAGUGCUCUACAGUUUUUCCGCAAGAAUGGAGUUUCAUUAUGCUCACCCUGCCCUGCUCUCUGUGGCCCAUCAGUCAGACCCCGCUCGCUCCCAGCGUAUAGUCGGACUCGGACUAAAUCAAGGCGUCAGCAGACAAAAUGAUGGCAACAUCAGCUCAUGUUUGGAGGACUCUUCGUGUCUGCCCGGCAGACCCCCUCGCUCUCUCUCCCCCACAGGCUAGCCACAGCCAAUCACAGGGGUGCAGGGGGGAGGUGUCAGAGGAGAGCCCGCGUUUAAUUGGUGAUGGUCUCACUGACUGGAUGACGGAAGAAGUGGACUUCUCCUCGUACCUCCCAAAUCCUCCUUCCCCUCCCUCCUCCACCAAUGCCUCCCUUCCCCCUUCACCCCUUCAGAAUGAUAUCCAGGUGCCCUCUGACUUGGAGGUCAUGACCUCUUUGCUGCAGGAGGAACUAGCCCAGCUUGAAGACUACUUCCUGUCUGAGCCACUGCCGGAAAAAGGGCAGCGGCUGGGGAAAUGCGACAGGGGUCCACUGCCGGCUGGUCCUCAGCCAUUCAGUCAACUGCCAUAUGCCUCGUAUUCUGCGUCCACCCAAUCGGAGUCCAACCCGCUUCUUGUUACCCUGGCAACCGGGGAGCUGGAUCUGCUGAGCAUCUGUGGCGGGUCCAUAGGGCGAUCCAAAAUUCCCAGACAUGCCCCAUACAGCUGCAGCCGCCCCAGUGGGUGUGGUAGGAAAAGAAUCCUGGAGGGCGUGAGGUUUGGCGACGGCUACGAAAACAGUUUGUUGGGUUCCAAAGGAGGCAACUCGGGUUCCUCUGCUGCGACACUAACGAGUAAUUACAGCUGCGUCGAGGAGGAGCAACUGGUAGGGAAAAACUACUGCUUGGGUAACACAAUCGAGGUCAGAAGAUGUGGCGGCUUAUCCAAAGACGAGAAAAAUUGCUGUUUCACCCAAGAUGCAAUAAGUGGCGUCAAGGUUGCUGGUGGUGGGUUUGGAUUCGGCGGGACUCUGGAUGCCCCUCAGAAGAAAGAGGACAUGUUAAUGUACAGCAUGAGGGAGGUCAGCGGCGAGGCGCUGAGCGGCGUCAAGACCAGCGUGGAGGUGACAAAGGCCACCGUCUCGUGGAAAAGCGACGUCGGCGAAAGCUGCUACAUCCCAGCGACGGCUCAAUCGGAGGCCUACAGCAGCUUUUUGGGAAACAUCAAUGAACAGGUGAAAACAGAGAGUCUGCAGAUGCUGCAGCCUGAUUUACACAGUAAUUACCUGGAGGAUCAGGCCCCAGAAUGCUUUCUGAUGGCGAGGGAGAGUCUGAACAUGGAAACCUCAGGGCACAGGCAGGCGUGCAGGCUGAGGGAAGACCACUGCGCUGUGAAAUACGAAGUAGACAUCAUUCCACACGAAGGCGGGGAGCGGAAGCAGAAGAAAAGAGAUCAGAACAAAACCGCCGCUCAUAGGUAUCGCCAGCGGAAAAGGGCGGAGCUUGAUUCUUUGGAGGAGCAGCUGCACUGCCUGGAGGGGAGGAACCGCGAGUUGCGAGACAAGGCAGAGUCCGUGGAAAGGGAAAUCCAAUACGUCAAAGACCUGCUGAUCGAAGUUUACAAGGCGCGCAGCCAGAGGCUGAAGCAGGACGCCACAGCGUAACGCCGCAUCACUUUUGUGUUUUCAUCUUCU
Molecule: messenger RNA, 1863 nt
Organism: Cyprinodon variegatus (sheepshead minnow)
Lineage: Eukaryota; Metazoa; Chordata; Actinopteri; Cyprinodontiformes; Cyprinodontidae
Gene: atf5a
Exons: 4
Coding region: 331-1833 (500 amino acids)
Biological process (GO): regulation of transcription by RNA polymerase II
Cellular component (GO): nucleus
Molecular function (GO): RNA polymerase II transcription regulatory region sequence-specific DNA binding; DNA-binding transcription activator activity, RNA polymerase II-specific
Source: RefSeq, a predicted model, not a curated record